AUGUCCCUGAACACGACAAUCGCGAUAGUCUUUGUCCUCCGCGCCGAUGCGCUGCUGGCCUCCGUGGGCCUCGCGCUUCUGGGCAGCGAGGCACUGCUGUUUGGGCUUUACGGCUCUGCUGUGGCCAACGAUGCCACGGAGAGGGCCUUGCUUGUUGCUGGCGCUGGGGCAACCGUUGUGGGAGCAGCCAUCGUGGGUGGCCUCCACGAGUCCUUGAGUGGCAUGACUGCUUUCCCCGGACAGGACGAGCCAAUGAAUGUCACCGCUUGA
Messenger RNA from Symbiodinium pilosum, 270 nucleotides. NCBI's taxonomy places the organism in Eukaryota, Dinophyceae, Suessiales, Symbiodiniaceae. The record is from the annotation of a GenBank genome assembly.